Molecule: messenger RNA, 1772 nt
Organism: Chelmon rostratus (copperband butterflyfish)
Lineage: Eukaryota; Metazoa; Chordata; Actinopteri; Chaetodontiformes; Chaetodontidae
Product: complement factor H-like
Exons: 15
Coding region: 40-1647 (535 amino acids)
Source: RefSeq, a predicted model, not a curated record
UGGGCUCUGCACUCAGCUUUGAUUUCCAUUCCUGACAAAAUGUGCAUGAGAUAUCCUGGAUUCGUUCUUCUGCUGGUUUGGUUUCCAGGAGGGCUACAUGGACAAAGUGCAGCUCUGCCUUGUCCUGCUCCCACACUGAAUGGUGGUUAUUUUGUCCCUGAACAUGAAACUUAUGCUCAUGAAACCAAGCUCACUUACGCCUGUGAAAACGGACGUAAACCAGCAGCGGAGGGUUGGUGGGCAACAAGCACAUGUCAAAAUGGCAAAUGGUCUCAUGAACCACAGUGUAUAGAUGAAAACGCCUGCAUUCCACCACAGAUACCAAAUGCAAAAUACACAAUACGCCCAAAUGGUUGGUAUGAGGAUGGACAGUCAGUUAGAAUAACAUGUGAAGCAGGAUAUGAAGGCAAAGACCAUGAUGCCACAGCCUUAUGUAGAAAUGGAACAUGGACCUCUGUGCCAGUCUGUAAGAGAAGUACCCACAUGUGCCGUGAGCCCCCUAAAAUCCGCCAUGCUGUCAUCAUUCAUCGGGGAUACCAGGAGCUGUUUGCUCCAGAUUCAGAGGUGCAGUAUGAAUGUGAAGACGGAUAUACUGUAGAGGGAGGAGACACCAAGAAAUCCAUCUUUUGCAUGUCUGGAACCUGGUCUGACGGCCCUGCAUGCAGCAAAAGAAUUGAACCAGGUGCUGGACAGGCUGGUUCAGCAGAGGUGGGAACCGGUGGGGGGGACCCUACACUGUCUGCCAGAGGGACACAACCUGCAGACAGAGAUACUAGACCCGGUACCGGACAUGGCGGAUCCACAGUUGGUGCAACAGAUGGACGACACACUUCAUCUGUUGGCAGUGGGACACAACCUACAGAGGUACCAGACCAGGUACCGGACAUGGCGGAUCCACAGUUGGUGGAACAGAUGGACGACACACUUCAUCUGUUGGCAGUGGGACACAACCUGCAGGUGGAUUAUUGGAUAUACAGAGGUACCAGACCAGGUACCGGACAUGGGGGAUCCACAGUUGGUGGAAACGAUGGACGACACACUUCAUCUGUUGGCAGUGGGACACAACCUGCAGACAGAGGUACCAGACCAGGUACCGGACAUGGCGGAUCCACAGUUGGUGGAACAGAUGGGCGACACACUUCAUCUGUUGGCAGUGGGACACAACCUGCAGACAGAGGUACCAGACCAGGGACUGGACAAGGGACAGGAUCUUCUACCACCUCUGGCUCACAUGGAAGAGAAAGUAAUCCGAUUGUCAUGCCAGUCAGUUACUGCGGAGCACACCCAGUGGUUCCAAACGGUGUUGUUGUGCAAGCCGAGCGAUCAUUUUUGAAAUACCAAUGUAAUGCUUUUUACACACAAGUCGGUUUAGACACCGUAGUGUGUCACAGUGAUGGCAGCUGGUCAGAACUACCCAUCUGCAAAGAGGCAUUCUGUGUCCUGGAUCCUGCUAACUAUCGUGGGUCCAAUGUUGUAAUCCCUGCAGUUGAAUAUCUAAAGGAAGGAGAGGCAAAGCGUAUUUCAUGUGUGUGGCAUACUCACAGCAGUGUUUUUCGGUGCACAAAUGGAAGAAUAACUUUAACCCAUUGUUGUACCGAUUAUGACCAUCGCUAUCGACGUUGCCCGUUAAGUGCAGCAGAGGACUGACAACAAGGCCACGCUUUCAAAUACCUCCAUCAGAAAACAACUACACCUAAAAAAUGCUGUCACAUUUCUAUUUUAAUUUUUUCAUUGCUUGUUUUCAUUUUGAUGGAAAAAAUACUCUUAAUGCA